This is a messenger RNA of Dermacentor albipictus, 1737 nucleotides long. Its product is annotated as mediator of RNA polymerase II transcription subunit 28-like. The record is from RefSeq and is a predicted model, not a curated record. Gene Ontology annotation, cellular component: mediator complex. NCBI's taxonomy places the organism in Eukaryota, Metazoa, Arthropoda, Arachnida, Ixodida, Ixodidae.
GACGGUUCGAACUGGUUCGAAACUGUCGAAACGUUCGAAACAUGUUCCAUUAAUAGCUUAGAAGCCAUGCGUUACAAGUCAUGUUACAAAUGUUCUGUGGCCGUGCUCGAAGCUGGUUCUUCAUUUUAUGGCUAUCUCGGCUGUCUCCUUAGCUGUGGUGGCAUACCUUGGCUUUCUGCGUAGACUGUCUCCGAUGUUUGCCAGAAUUGGAACACACCUCUGCUGGUACACUUUCGUAUUUUGUGCCAGUUGCCAGUUUUCGCCGAGUGUGCGCUCUUGUUGAAUUUCUUGCUCUAUGGGAUUACUCCUGUACUGCCUAAUUUCAAUCGCCAGGUGCUCGUGAGGUGCCGGCGCCAGCCCAGAGAUGGCUUCGUCCAACCACAUCGUGGAUGAUUUUGAGAACUCUUUUCAGGCAUGUCUGGCUGCAGUCACAAAUCCAGAUUACUUCUACGUUCGUGACUCUGAAGAAGUAAAGACAGGAGUUGAGCAGACUAUACAGCGGUUCCUGGAUGUAGCUAAACAGAUGGAGAGUUUCUUCCUUCAGAAAAGGCUGGUACUGUCCGCUCAGAAGUCUGAACAAAUGGUCAUGGAGGAUAACACAGAGCUGAAGAAUGAGCUGGCCCGCAAAGAACAGUUGCUACAGAAGUACAAUGAGAAGAUUCACUACUGGCAAAGCCUUCUUAAUGACACAGCAAAUGCAACUGGGCAGCAGCCGCAGCCACAACCACAAGCACCUCCAGGAGGUGGCACACAGCAAGGCAUGCCUACACAGAGCCAGCAGUCUAUGCCAAUGGGUGGUGCAGCACAAGGCCUGCCAGGUCCACUGGCCUACUUGGAGCGGACCACAUCCAACAUUGGCAUGCCAGAUCCCAGGCGAUGAAGACUAGAGGCACACCAAAGUGACUGCUUACACAUGAUCUUUAAAAACCAUAAGAAAGUGCUAUGUGUGAGAUGCGCAGCUAGCUGUGGUAUGCAGUGUACAGAAGGGCCUCAGUAGGCUUAAAACAGACCGAUUUGUUGUGAUAAAUAUGCAAGUGCCCCCAUCUCCAAAAGACUUUACCUGUGGCAUAAAAUUAUGGCCCCGUAUGUCGUGCACCUGCUACUGCUGCCUUUUCGUGCAUACACAGACCAGGGGCUGCCUACUGCUGCCUUUUCGACACUUAACACAGACCAGGGGCUCUAUAACGUAAAACUAUUCCAAUAUGUUUUUAUUCCAAUCUCCUGACGUUAAAUUUGUGUAACCGCCGACGCAAGCAGCGGGCGGUCACCCGCAGGGUUGUCUGAACAAACCAAUCAGACGCUCUCCUCGUUCAUAGGAGGUAACUUUUUUGUUUGCUUGAAAAACGAAUAACAUUGCCUACACUGAGCGGGUUGUCUUAUCUAAUUGGCUGACAAUAGGCAAGGAGCACGCUCUAGUGGAGAGGGAUUCGAUAGGGCUGAGCCGCUGCAAUGAAAAUCGAUAACCGGACAAAGAGGGUGGUCCUGGCGUCUGCAAUUGGUCCACUUUCCCUUACUUAGCUUGUGGUGGCUGGUCAAAAAUUUCGGCGGCAUGCAACGGAAGCUUAAGAAUGCCGCUAAAAUAGAUCCUCAGCAAAGAAGAGUUGGCAGAACGAGGUCGUAAACAUGCCGAAAGUGCUCGAAAACGUUACACGGCCACGAAAAAAGCUUUAUUUAUAUGCAAAUAAACCCAUGCUCUCCGGCAGGUGCGAGUAGCCAGUGCCUGAGCAAUUGGCAGCA